CCAGAGAUGCUGCGAAAGCGGAACGUCCCUCUAGUUUCCUUCCUUAUAGUUAAAAGUGGAAUCCAGUAGCCAUCUGUUGUUAGAGACAGUCAAAAGAGGAUGUUGAGGCUCAUGCUUUGAACAACCAAAGCAUGCAAAGGACAGCCCUUCUGUAGUGAAAAGGUCUAAAAUUUAGCUGCUACUAAGAAAAAAUUGUUGUGUGAGGAUUCAUCCAGUGGCACUUGGAUACAUGGAAAAGAUAAAUGACAGCGAGGGUCACCCAAGCAGCAGCCAUCAAACCUUGAAAGGAACCUCAAAAUGGGCUACAUCACUGGAGAACCUCCUUGAAGAUCCAGAAGGAGUGAAACGAUUUAGGGAAUUUUUAAAGAAAGAAUUUAGUGAAGAAAAUGUUUUGUUCUGGCUAGCAUGUGAAGAAUUUAAGAAAACACAGGGAAAAAAACAGAUGCAAGAAAAAGCUAAAGAAAUUUAUAUGACUUUCCUGUCCAGUAAAGCUUCCUCCCAAGUCAAUGUUGAAGGGCAGUCCCGUUUGAAUGAGACCAUUUUGGAGACACCUCACCCUCUCAUGUUUCAGAAGCUCCAGGACCAGAUAUUCAAUCUCAUGAAAUAUGACAGCUACAGCCGGUUCUUAAAGUCAGAGAUAUUCCUAAACCAUAAGAAGAGCGAGGAGCAAGAGGAGAACUCACCAGAGGCUCAGACUGCAGCUAAAAGAGCAUCAAGAAUUUACAACACAUGAUACAAUGAAUCUCUUAAGGAGAGGCAGUACAAUAACUAAAUUACACUCAGGAACAGUCUAGGUUUAUGGCAGUUGCAUUUAGGGCUUGAAAAGCUCAAAACCUUUUUAGGAGAUACUUACCUUCUUAAUUGCUUGAACGACUAAUUGUUUUUGCAUGAUAGCUAAUAACCAAGCACCCAUGGGAAGACUGUUUCCUAGCUAAAAGGCUGAGGUAUUCCUCCAUAGCAUGAAUUGCAUUUCAUAUUUUACAAGUUAAAAUGCUUUCAAUUUUUGUAUUUUCUUUUGUGAGACACCAUGAUGAUGAGAAAUGGGAGAUAGGUUGGUUGGUUUUUUAUUUUUGCCUUGUAAUUUUUAUUUGUGACCAGAUUUUACAUCGUGAAUUGCUGGGAGAAGCUACUGAGGAGUACAUUUCACGUUACUUUGUGGAUGAGUCAUUCAUAGCAAACUUAAUCAUGAAGGGACAGCAUCUUUCAGGGUUAAGCUCAAUCGAAUCCAAUCCCUUCCUAUGUAACUUUGUUCUUUCAAGGUGCUAUCUGUUUUGCUUUGCCUUUAUUUUUUAUUCAAAACACUUCUCUAAUCAUGAUUUUAAUUUCUGUAUUUCUUAAAUUUCCCCCUUUUUUUUCAGUAGACAAUCACCUUCUUCAGAGGAUGGAAUAACCUGUAUUCCCUUGGGAACAAAAUCUCUUAAGAUAGAGAGAAUCUCUGAAGAACUUCUAACAGCCAUUAGGAAACCUGACAGUUAAUAUCCCACUCUGGGCACACUGAUUUCAGCAAAGCUUGACUCUGUCAUGUCCUGCAGGUUGGCAUAACAUCAGUGUCAGAUGCUGGUAUUGGGAAGCAUCUGGUCUCUCCUAGAUCUCCUGAGCAAUCCUGCUCUGUGCGGCAAGAAUACUUUGGCAAAGGACCAACCAACAAAGUCUGGCUUUGUUUUACUAAAAUCUUUCUACUAAAAUCACCCUGCCUAAUUUUGUUUGCCCCAGAGAAGUAUUUCGGUGUUUCCUAAUUGUAACUUUUGAUAGCUGCAAUGCAACAGGGGGUUGACGUUGUGAUUUAGCCAUUCUCACAUCAAGCUUGAGAGGAAGGGGAAUCGAUUUCUGCCCAGAGCAAUAAAAGAUGAAAUGUCAGGGUGGCAAAGGAAGACGCUCCCAAUGAGCCUUCCGUAUCGUCCUGGGACUGUGUCAGAGCUGCAAAGCACAUUUUGGCAUACAAUUUUUUAUGUGUUCGUAUAUUUUUUAAUUAAUUCACUGCAGUGUUACUAAAUUGCAGUUUAAGUUGGGAAAGCCUAUUAGCUAUGUGCUCUAUUUACAAGCUUUGCAGUGUGUAGUCUAGCUGUUUCACAUUCUCUCAUUAUUUAAUCCUUCAUUUUUUGCACUGCUUUUCUUGAACUUUUGUUUAUGUGCUGGCUAAUCGUAAAUGCACAGUUAGCUUUUGAUUGUUUUAUAGUUCUUUUUUGUCAGAAAGGCCAGAUAUGUUUUAUACGUUACCAUCACUAUCAAUGUUUUCAAACAAAGUCUAGAUUGUAAUUUUUGAGGAUACAAACUCACUUGGUAGACUUGAUUAUUUCUUUAAACUCUGAGCCACUCUUGCAGGUAAUAUGUAAAGAACAUUGCUUCCAUGGGCUCUUCCCUAGUUAGAUGUAAGAGCAGGAACAGGAGUUCCGAUUCUUCCCCUAGAGCUAAAUGGCCUGUUCAUUUUUAGAAAAUCAAAGAAGAGGUCAGUGCCUCCGUAUGCAUGUUUUAAGAUGUAAUUCUUAUGCACUGAGUUAAUUUUCCUUUUAUGCUCUCAAAAGAUUUAGUGGUGAAGUCAUAAUCUUGCUUCAGGCACUUUUCAGUGGUAUUUGACCUCAUACUUAAGUUGUAUUUCAAUGUUUUGCUGAAUAGGAACAAAGUAAACACGUGCAUGAAUCCUUUUGUUGUGAUGGGGCCUAGGCAAUAGGACCAUCCAGUUCUGGACCUGCCAACUAUUUGUAACCUCAGGAUUACCUCUUUUGAAAAUUCACUGUAAUAAUGAACUCUUAAUGCCUGCCACAGCAGAGGACAGAACUUCGAUACCAUUGAAGUCCUUGGGAAUGGGCAGCUUAAACACAUUUAGGAGUUGGGAUUUGUCUCUUCCCAGUAAAUGCAGCAGAAGUCUUAGUGAUAUCGAAAAAUGCAGGGUGGGGACCCUCAGGGGAAAAAUGCAGAUGAGCUCUUACCACAUUCAUCACAUGGAUGCACAGUAGAUUCAUUUUUAAUCAUAUUGAUUUUAAAAACACAUGAGUAAGGGAGAAGAGUCUUUGACUAUCAUGUUUUAAAAUAAUAAUAAUAAAAAAUAAAACCAGAAGCUGUAUGGACAAUGGUAGGGCAUUAAAGAGAGAAAAUACUCGUUUGUAGCUGCUUAUAAACAACAUUUUCCUUGGCAAUAUGCUCCCUGUCAGGUACUGUCUUAUUUGCUUGUUAAAGCAAAUGCCCCAUAGGAGUAGACACAAAGGUGCUUUACACUACUACCAAGCAAAAGUUACUCAAAUGGAAAUUAUUUUUUAGCAGCAUCUCAAUGCCUAUGUUGUUUAUUUCAAUACCUGUGAUGUUACUAAGAUAAUAUACCUAAAUCCACAAAAUUCUUAAUCACUGAAUUGCUCUUUUUCCUCAGAAGUAAAAAGCUCAUUGCCCUGUUGGCUGUCUUUUUUGUGGUGUCUGGUUUUGGCUUGUUUUUUAGAAGAAAACCAACAACUAGACUUGCAAGGUGCAGAAAUGAAAGGUUUUUUUCCUAUCCAUUAGAUUAUCUGUAUUUUCCAGUAAAAGAGCAAUCAAAAUAAAACCACGCAAGCUGAUGUCUGUAAUUGCAGCAUGUAUAUAUGUGGAGAAGGUUAUUUUGCUUCUGUUGAUAUUAUCACUGAUCAAACUUACUUUGUGAAAUAGAUUACAUUUUCUCUAUGUGGCGUAUAACAAAUUGCACCGACAGAAAAGGAACUGAGUUUCCCUGUAAGUAAAUCCUGCAUUCCAGGAACAACUGUAAACAUUGCAUGGAACCUCAGGCUGUAAGUGGGUACUCAGAGUUGCUUUUCGUAGAGAUUAAAGGUAGGAUCUCCUCCUUUUCAUAGAACUUACACUGAAGGUAUGAGCACAAAAUGCAAGCAAUAGAAGUUUCAUGCCUGAUUGCAUGCCUUAAACUCUACCCUAUUGUGUGUUUCUCAGCUAAAAAUUAAAAUAUUCUACAAGUACACCAAA
Molecule: messenger RNA, 3939 nt
Organism: Aquila chrysaetos chrysaetos
Lineage: Eukaryota; Metazoa; Chordata; Aves; Accipitriformes; Accipitridae
Gene: RGS10
Product: regulator of G protein signaling 10
Exons: 5
Coding region: 230-733 (167 amino acids)
Biological process (GO): regulation of G protein-coupled receptor signaling pathway
Molecular function (GO): G-protein alpha-subunit binding; GTPase activator activity
Source: RefSeq, a predicted model, not a curated record